Molecule: messenger RNA, 1326 nt
Organism: Bacidia gigantensis
Lineage: Eukaryota; Fungi; Ascomycota; Lecanoromycetes; Lecanorales; Ramalinaceae
Exons: 3
Coding region: 1-1326 (441 amino acids)
Biological process (GO): pyrimidine nucleotide-sugar transmembrane transport
Cellular component (GO): Golgi membrane; intracellular membrane-bounded organelle
Molecular function (GO): pyrimidine nucleotide-sugar transmembrane transporter activity
Source: RefSeq, a predicted model, not a curated record
AUGGCGAACAAAUUCCUCAUACCGUUCCUGGUCGGCAUGAUGCUGCUGACCGGAGUCUGCAACACGCUCCUUACCAAAUACCAAGAUCUCGUAUGCGUCGGUGACUGCGACACCCCAAAACCGCGCCGCUUCUCGCAGCCAGUCAUUCAAACUGCACAAAUGUUCAUUGGCGAAGCAGCCUGCUGGCUAAUCGUCCUCCUCCUGAACCUCUACAACAGGCUUCUGUCCCGCUCCAAAAACAGCGGCUACAAGCCCCUCCUAGCCUCCACCUCCACGCCUCCCUCCGACGACGACGAACCCGUCGAAGACCUCCGCCAAUCCCUCAGCUCACUCGACCCUCACACACCCAUCGCAAAAUCCCUCCUCCCAGACCCUACAGAACACCGGCGUGAGCUGAAUGGCUGGAAGAUACUGCUGCUAGCGCUACCGGCGUGUUGCGAUCUCAGCGGUACAACCCUCAUGAAUGUCGGACUCCUUUUCGUGGCCGCUAGUAUCUACCAGAUGACGCGAGGCGCGCUGGUGCUAUUCGUUGGACUCUUCAGCGUAGUAUUCCUGCGAAGAAGGUUACAGGCGUAUCAGUGGAGUUCACUCUUCAUUGUUGUACUAGGUGUGGCUGUCGUGGGGUUGGCGGGGGCCAUUCAGCCAAAUCCACAAGCGCAGCCGGAGACGGGCGCUGAUGGUAAUCCUACAUUAGGGGAGAGAGGGAUGAGGAUGGUCAGAGGGAUGGGUGAAGAGGUGCAGACGAUGGCAGAGCCCAGCGCUGUGCUGCUUACAAUCCUGGGUAUACUGGCGAUCGCGGGCGCGCAAGUGUUUACGGCGAGUCAAUUCGUGCUGGAGGAGUGGAUCCUGGAAAACUAUGCAUUGGAGCCAUUGAAGGUUGUGGGGUGGGAAGGCACUUUUGGAUUCAUUGUCACAAUCGUCGCUAUGAUCAUCCUGCACCUGACCGUUGGGCGGACAGAGCAGGGCAAAAAUGGCUACUUUGACGCCGUGGAAGGGUGGCGGGAAAUUACGGAGUACAGAUCCAUUGCUGUUUCAUCAGUGCUGAUCAUGAUCAGCAUCGGUGGCUUCAACUUCUUUGGACUCAGUAUUACGAGAAGCGUCAGUGCGACGGCGAGGAGUAUCAUCGAUACCUGUCGGACCUUGUUCAUAUGGAUCGUGAGUCUGGGACUUGGAUGGGAGACGUUUAAAUGGCUGCAGAUUGUGGGCUUUGCGCUGCUUGUCUAUGGGACUUUCUUGUUCAAUGAUAUCGUGCAGCCGCCGAUGAGAGCUUGUGCGAGGAGAAAGAGAGAGGAGUUGCUGUCGGAGCAGCCGAUUGAACAUAAUUAG